GGCGGCGGCGGCGUGGCCGCGGCUCCGGCUCGGCGCCUCGACGGGGCGGCCAUGGACCCUCCGCGGCCUUUCUGCCAGCCCCGGCCUCGCCCCGGCCCCGGGCCCGGCCCCGCCGUCCCCGCCACGCGGGGGCUCCGCGGGCUCGCCGCUUUCUUCCCCCGUUUACCCUCACCCGGUUCAGCCCAGCCCCGAUUCGCCUCGUCGCCGUUGCCCGCGCUGUUCCGCGGGCUGGGCCUGGAUGAGCCUGUGGAGAGGCCUCUGGGCCGGGGCGGUGCUGGCGAUGGGAAAUCUCCGGUUCCAGCUCCGGUUCCAGCUCCGGUUCUGCCCGGCCCGAUGCAGCAGCAGGAGAAGGGGGCAGCGCUGGCGGCGCUCCCCACACGCGGGCAGAUCCUGUGGAAAAGCAAAGGGGACGCGCUGCCCCCCCAGCCUGGAAGAGCCGUGCCCUCCCUGUGCCCACCCAGCCCCCAGCCCAGCCUGGCGCCCGUGCCCACCCCAGCCGCCCCCCCAGCUGCUGCCAGGCUGGCGCAGGGGACGAAGCCGGUGGCCAAGGGAGCCACUGUGCCCGUGGGGCUGAACUUUGUAAAGAUCCACUGCCAGAACGAAGCUGUCUACCAGUACCACGUCACCUUCAGCCCCGAGGUGGAGUGCAGGAGUGCCCGCUUUGCCAUGCUGAAGGAGCAGCGUGCCGUCACCGGGGAUGUGAUGGCCUUUGAUGGCUCCAUCCUCUUCCUGCCCAUCCAGAUCCCCAAGGUCAGCCUGAAGGCUCAGAGGAAGUGCAGCGGGGAGGAGAUUACCAUCAACAUCCAGAUGACCAAAACCCUGGAGCCCAGCUCGGAUCUCUGCAUCCCCUUCUACAACGUGGUUUUCCACAGGGUGAUGAAAAUCUUAAACAUGAGCCUGGUUGGCAGACAUUUCUUUGAGCCUGCCCAGGCCACCACUCUACAGAAAUACAGCCUCCAUAUCUGGCCAGGAUACGCUGUCAGCAUCAGGAGGAAGGACAGAGGGCUGUUCCUCAUGGUGGAUUCCAUCCACAAGAUCAUCCGCAGCGAGUCCAUCCUGAGCGUGAUGCAAACCAUCCACUCUCAGAGCCAGAGGACGUUCCAGGAGGAGUGCACCAAGCAGCUGGUGGGGAGCGUGGUGAUGACGCGCUACAACAACCGCACCUAUCGCGUGGAUGACAUCGACUGGGACAAGACCCCCAAGGACACUUUCACCCUGGCCAGUGGCCAGGAGAUCACCUUUGUGGAGUACUACAGCAAGACCUAUGGGAUCACCAUCAGGGAACUGGAUCAGCCACUGCUUGUGCACAAGCCCAAGGAGAAACAGAUGCUGAAAGGGAAGCACCAGCUGGAGAUGGUGCUGCUGGUGCCAGAGCUCACCUUCCUCACCGGCCUCUCCGACCUCCGCAAGAACAGCCGCAUGCUGAAGGAGGUGAUGUGGGAGAUGAUCCAGAGCCCCCAGCAGCACUACCAGCGCCUCACCAGCCUGCUGUGCCGCAUCCGCAGCACCCCGGAGGCCUCCCAGGAGCUGGAGCGCUGGGGGCUGUGCCUGGACACUGACAUCUACAGGACCCAGGGUCACAUCCUGCCCGUGGAGCGCAUCAACCUGCGGCACCGCUCCUUCCUGCCCGCCGAGGACCUGAGCUGGCACCGGGAGGUGACCCGGGAGGUGCCCAUCGCCGUGAUCCCCAUCAACUCCUGGCUCCUGAUCUAUCCCAAGAGGCUGCAGCACCUGGCCAAGGACCUGCUGACAGGCAUGAGGAGCUGCUGUGGGGCCAUGGGGAUGCAGGUGGGGCACCCCACAGUGCAGGAGCUGCGGGAUGACCGGAUUGAAACCUACGUCAGGAGCAUCCAGAGCUCCCUGGGGAGCCAGGACAAGGUGCAGCUGCUGCUGUGCAUCAUCCCCAGCAGCCGGGACGACAUCUACGGGGCCAUCAAGAAACUGUGCUGUGUGCAGAGCCCAGUGCCCUCCCAGGUCAUCAAUGCCCAGUCCCUCACGGGCCACCCUGGCAAGAUCAGGAGCGUGGUGCAGAAAGUUCUGCUGCAGAUCAACUGCAAGCUGGGAGGGCAGCUCUGGGGGGUGGAUAUCCCUCUGAAGCAGCUGAUGGUUGUGGGCAUGGAUGUCCACCACAGCAGGAGCCAGGGCAUGCGCUCUGUCAUCGGCUUCGUGGCCAGCAUGAACCACAUCCUCACCAAGUGGUACUCCAGGGUGGUUUUCCAGAUGCCCCACCAGGAAAUCGCCGACAGCCUCCGCCUCUGCCUCUCGCAGGCCCUCAAACGCUUCUACGAGCUGAACCACUCCCUGCCCAUGAAGAUCGUGGUGUACAGGGACGGGGUGUCCGACCCCCAGCUGGACACGGUGCUCAAAUAUGAGGUGCCCCAGCUCCAGAAAAGCUUCCACACCUUCCAAAAUUAUCAGCCCAGCCUGGUGGUGGUGGUGGUGCAGAAGCAGCUGAGCACCAACUUCUACUGCCUGACAGGAGAGGAGUUGGGGUCCCCUCCCCUGGGCACUGUCAUCGACCACAGCGUCACCAGCUCGGGAUGGCAGGAUUUCUUCCUGCUGGCCCAUCACUCCCGGCAGGGCUGCAGCGUCCCCACGCGCUACAUCUGCAUGUGGAACACGGCCAACCUCAGCUCCGAGCACCUGCAGAGGCUGACCUUCAAGCUGUGCCACCUGUACUGGAACUGGCCGGGCACCAUCCGCGUCCCCGCGCCCUGCAAGUACGCGCACAAGCUGGCCUUCCUGGUGGGCCAGGUGCUGCACCACGAGCCCAGCGCCCACUUCAGCGAGCUGCUCUUCUUCCUCUGACCUGCCAGGACCUGCCAGACCGGGGCUGCCCCCGGGAAACCGGGAUGGAGCCGGGGCUGCCCCCGGGAAACCGGGAUGGAGCCGGGGCUGCGCCCGGAAUUCCGCUGCCGUUCGCUCCCCCUGCCAAGGGGGACCCUCCUCAAUCCCCUGGUUUGCUGUUAAUUUAUUGUUUGUUUGCAGUUAAUUUAUUUGUUUGCUGUUAAUUUAUUGUUUGUUUGCAGUUAAUUUAUUAUUUGUUUGCUGUUAAUUUAUUCCUUGUUCGCAGUUAAUUUAUUCUUCGCUGUUAAUUUAUUUUUUCUUUGCGGUUUAGAGCAUCCUGAGGGGUUUUUUUUUGGGAGUUAUCUCCAUGGGGAUGACACCAAAGGAAUAUCCUGCUGGUUUCCAGCCUUCCCAGUAAUUGGGUUGAGUUAAUGAGCCCCAAAAAGUGCUGCUGAUCCCACAGCUCAUCCCUCUGCAGGUGCUGGAUGUAAAUCCCAAAGAUUUUGGGGUUUGGGUUUUUUUUUUUCCUCCCAGUUUCUUGCACUUCCAUAGGUUUAUAAAGUUUUUUUUUUUCUCCCUGGGUUUUUUCAAGCUGCUGUUGAACAAACCAGCUCCAGUUUGGCUGGUUCUCCUGUCCUUGAGGAGUCACUGGUUUUCCAAGGAGAAUUCUUUGUGGAUUCAGGUCGUUACCCCAGGGGAGAGGUUUGAAUUUUCACCUAUUUUAGGUGCUUUUUUUUUUUUUUGCCUCAGUCAGAAGUUGGAAUUCCCUAACUUUUCUCUUCACUGUAACCAGUUUUUUGGUUCAUUCCAAUAAAAUCGUUGCUGGC
Molecule: messenger RNA, 3614 nt
Organism: Oenanthe melanoleuca
Lineage: Eukaryota; Metazoa; Chordata; Aves; Passeriformes; Muscicapidae
Gene: PIWIL2
Product: piwi like RNA-mediated gene silencing 2
Exons: 21
Coding region: 52-2808 (918 amino acids)
Biological process (GO): regulatory ncRNA-mediated gene silencing
Cellular component (GO): P granule
Molecular function (GO): protein binding; piRNA binding
Source: RefSeq, a predicted model, not a curated record